Molecule: messenger RNA, 414 nt
Organism: Aspergillus terreus NIH2624
Lineage: Eukaryota; Fungi; Ascomycota; Eurotiomycetes; Eurotiales; Aspergillaceae
Exons: 1
Coding region: 1-414 (137 amino acids)
Source: RefSeq, a predicted model, not a curated record
AUGGCCACCAGCGCAGAUCGCACCCCCUUGAUUGGCCUUGGCUGGCGAGGAAAUGAAAGGCCUCUGGCUGAACGGAUCAUCCUUAAUUACCGUCCUCACCAGGCUGCACUCGCCACCGCACAGGACAACGGCUGGCUUGGCCCGUCCAGGCUCGGGGUGGAGUUGACACGGUGCGGAAUACACGGCUGCUUUCGCUUGGAAAGGACGGGUCUAGACGGGUACGGAGUCGCAAACACAGGGCAAAUAUGGAGUCCUUGUAAGAUGUUGAUUAAUCUUCGCUAUCCGUCCUAUUUUCUCUUUGGGGGUGUUGUUGAUUAUUCCUUGGCUGCGGCUGAAGCGAUGGAGACGGAUAUCGUCCCAUCUAACCACGGAACCAGCAUGUCUUUCGAUCUGGUCUUGCCGUACCUGCGAUAA